AUGGGAUAUAAGAGUGGAAAGCUGUUCGAAGUUCCGAUUGACAGUAAUGGCAGAGUCGUCGUCACCAGGCUGGCGGAGAGAGUCUACAUGAUCAUGUGGAACUCUGCACCGGACAAUCGACUCACUACUUCUUUCUGCAAUGCUGUGCACACUGCGUUGGACAUCCUGGCACUCAAGUAUCCUCAUGGCGUGGUCAUUACCACGUCUGGCAUCAGCAAGUUCUAUAGCAAUGGACUGGAUCUUGAGCAUGCAAAUUCAAACCCGACAUUUACCAAGGACUCGCUCUUUGCGCUUUGGAAAAGAUUGUUGACCUACCCAAUGCCCACCAUCGCCCUUAUCAACGGCCAUGGCUUCGCAGGCGCCCUAAUGACAGCCAUGAUGCACGAUUACCGAAUCAUGAACCCCCAUCGCGGCUACAUCUGCCUCAACGAAUGCUCUCCCCAGACUUACCGCACUUUGGUACUUGAAGGCAAACGUUUCAAAGCUUUGGAAGCCCUAGAAGCGGGUAUUAUCGAUGGUGUAGGUGGUUUGGAUGAGGUUGUUGCGUUUGUGGAGGAAUUGAACUUGGUGAGCAAGACGGACAAAGGGAUAUAUGGAUUGUUGAAGAGGGAGAUGUGGAGGGAGACUGUGGCGUUCUUGGAUGCGCCUGAUGAGGAGGCUGAGUACAAGGAAAGUGUCAAGAGACAGGAUGAGGAGUUGGGAGAGAAGGCUAAACAGAGAGUCAAGGAUUGGGAGGCUGCUAAGGCUAAGUUGUAG
This is a messenger RNA of Aureobasidium musti, 756 nucleotides long. Lineage: Eukaryota; Fungi; Ascomycota; Dothideomycetes; Dothideales; Saccotheciaceae. The record is from the annotation of a GenBank genome assembly.